AUGGAAGAUGUUGAAGUGGGUCUUCUUAUCGGAUUGAACUGUCCAAGUGCCCUACGAGCAAGAGAAAUUGUUUACGGUGGAGAAUCAGAUCCAUAUGCUGUACGGUCGCUGAUCGGAUGGCACAUAAACGGUCCUCUCUAUACUCCCUGUCAGAGUAGCAUCUUAACGUGCAAUAGAAUUAACCUUAAUCAGCAAGACACCUCAUCCCCGCGAGGAUAUGUGGUCUCUCAAAGGACGGUUAAGGAACAGAUAACACGGCAGGCAGUUGAACGAAUGUUUGAACUUGACUUCUCCGAAAAGGAAAAGGCAAUAUCAAUGUCGCGCGAAGACAUCAAGUUCUACGAGACUGUGGAAACUGGUAUCGUUCAUCUCGAGGACUUGCACUAG
Porites lobata is the source of this 387-nucleotide messenger RNA. The record is from the annotation of a GenBank genome assembly. NCBI's taxonomy places the organism in Eukaryota, Metazoa, Cnidaria, Anthozoa, Scleractinia, Poritidae.